Molecule: messenger RNA, 630 nt
Organism: Dioscorea cayenensis subsp. rotundata (Guinea yam)
Lineage: Eukaryota; Viridiplantae; Streptophyta; Magnoliopsida; Dioscoreales; Dioscoreaceae
Product: metallothionein-like protein 2
Exons: 3
Coding region: 87-326 (79 amino acids)
Molecular function (GO): metal ion binding
Source: RefSeq, a predicted model, not a curated record
AAUGGAGGCCUGUGUUUUCAUGCUUCUCAUUGCGUAUAGAGAGUUGUGAUUAGGGUUGAGAGAAAAGCUUAAACUCUUCUUUGAAAAUGUCUUGCUGCGGAGGAAACUGCGGGUGUGGAGCAGACUGCAAGUGUGGCAGUGGAUGUGGAGGAUGCAAGAUGUACCCGGGCUUGGCUGAGGAGAAGAUGACCACCACUCAGACCAUGAUCGUUGGAGUUGCUCAUGCAAAAGAGCAACUUGAAGGGUUUGAAAUGGCCACUGGAUCCGAGAAUGGAGGUUGCAAGUGUGGAUCAAACUGCACCUGUGAUCCUUGCACCUGCAAAUGAAACUAAGAGAAAUCUAAAGACCUGAGUUUUAAGAGGGAGAGAUUUAAGAAAUCAUAAUGGAAUAAUAAGAGUCCUAAUGUUUGUGUUAUGUAUUUACUUGUGUUUGUGUGUUUGUGGUGGUUUGUGUCAUGGGCUUAAAUAAGAAAGAAAAAAGGCUCUCUUUUGCCUGUUUCUCUCCCUCACUCUCUCUCUCUCUGGUCUUAUCCUUGGCUUUGUGAGUGUGUUUUUAGAGAGUUCAUGGUGUGGCCUUGCUUCAUGUAUUAACAUGUUAUCAAUGAAACUAUAGGCCUUUCUUUGCUGUUUA